GUUAAAUGUUAGGAUUUCCCUUGUCUAUCAAUUUUGAUUUCUAGUUCCCACCCACGCAGCAUAAAUAGAAACCUUCAUAAAUUUCUGGAACAGAUUUCUUCUUAGUGAGUUUGGACUUGGCAAAAUGGCAAUAGGAUGUGUGGGAAGGAGGAGGGUCUUGAUUCCCAAUAAUGAUGAAGCUUCUCCACCAUUGAAGAGAUUCAUUUGCAGUCAUGGCAACUCUGAGAGUUCUUCUCCCCUUGAAGCCCUUCCUCAGGAAAUUCUGAUAAAAGUGUUGUGUGGUGUGGACCAUGAAGAUUUGAAGCAACUUUUUCAUGUGUCGAAAACUAUUAGAGAAGCAACUCUGGUUGCUAAAGAAAUGCAUUUUGAGUUUAGUACACCAAAGAAGAAAACUUUUGCUUUAAUUAGUCCAGUUGAUAUGGAGGAAGAAAUUGAAGCUCCAAACGCACCGUUGCCUUUGAAGAAUCCAAAGUCAAGGUUGCAAGGGAGGAAGCUGAGCUCACUGGCCUUGUUUGCUUCCAUGGAUGAAGAACAAUGAACAUGAGGGAAAUUUCCAAUAGACUGUAUCUAUAAUUUAAUUUGGUAGAUUAGAGAGGGAUCGAUUUGUGAUCCACUCAGAGAUGUUGACUUAUUUAACACGCUGAGAAAACUUCACAUUUACAAGUCAUUUCUUCAAAUCUAUUAUUGAA
Molecule: messenger RNA, 689 nt
Organism: Lotus japonicus
Lineage: Eukaryota; Viridiplantae; Streptophyta; Magnoliopsida; Fabales; Fabaceae
Product: F-box protein At1g61340-like
Exons: 4
Coding region: 125-538 (137 amino acids)
Molecular function (GO): protein binding
Source: RefSeq, a predicted model, not a curated record